Molecule: messenger RNA, 756 nt
Organism: Trichophyton rubrum CBS 118892
Lineage: Eukaryota; Fungi; Ascomycota; Eurotiomycetes; Onygenales; Arthrodermataceae
Exons: 3
Coding region: 1-756 (251 amino acids)
Biological process (GO): siroheme biosynthetic process
Molecular function (GO): protoporphyrin ferrochelatase activity; precorrin-2 dehydrogenase activity
Source: RefSeq, a predicted model, not a curated record
AUGUCCAGUAAAUUCCCUGCUAUUCAGCCGGGCGGUUCUCUCAUUGUUGCGUGGCAGGUGAGGGACAAGCGAGUCCUGGUGGUCGGCGGUGGUGAGGUAGCUGCUGGCCGCAUCUUACAUGCGCUAAAUGCAGACGCGAAGGUCGUCGUCGUCUGUCCCAAGGCGUGUUUAAAUGCCGAAGUGGCUUUUCGCGUGGCCGAGCAGCAGGUUGGCCAUGUCGAUCGGAAGUUCCAACCUGAAGAUCUAGUGGGCAUCGACAUGGUCUUCGUGGCCGUCGACGAUCCCGAGGCUUCCACCCAGAUAUGGAAGCUGUGCAGGGAGCAGCGCAUUCCUGCUAACAUCGCAGAUGUGCCGUCCGAGUGUGAUUUUUAUUUUGGCAGUGUACAUCGUGAUGGGCCCCUGCAAGUCAUGGUCAGUACAAAUGGGAACGGCCCCAAAUUGGCUAGCAUCAUACGGAAGAAGAUUGCAGAUACUCUUCCUGAUAAUGCCGGCGCAGCAAUUCUGAAUGUGGGGGUAUUGCGCAAGAAACUGCGAGCAGCUGCUCCAGCUCCCAACCAAGGGCCAAAGAGAAUGAAUUGGAUAUCUCGGAUAUGUGACAUAUGGAGCCUGGAUGAGCUUGUUAGCAUGACCGAAGAAGAUAUGGACAAUUUGCUUCGGCACUACGAAGCUGGUAAAGUCCCAACAUUUGAACAAGUUCGACUAAAGCAAGGUGACAAUGUCGCCCCAUUUGAUGGGAGCAUGGGCUGGAGCUCAUGA